Molecule: messenger RNA, 1744 nt
Organism: Cimex lectularius (bed bug)
Lineage: Eukaryota; Metazoa; Arthropoda; Insecta; Hemiptera; Cimicidae
Product: protein gooseberry-like
Exons: 7
Coding region: 189-1379 (396 amino acids)
Biological process (GO): anatomical structure development; regulation of transcription by RNA polymerase II
Molecular function (GO): DNA-binding transcription factor activity, RNA polymerase II-specific; RNA polymerase II cis-regulatory region sequence-specific DNA binding
Source: RefSeq, a predicted model, not a curated record
GGAGUGGGGCGCAGACGGUCGUGCUCUUCUCAAUCCCUGCCCCGUCCAGUAGCCCUCUUGGUUUCUCGGGUGUCGGUUUCGUUGUGGCGAGGAUCUGGGCGUGAAGACGGGAACGUCACCAAUACAGCUUAUCUUGAACUGGAAAGGAUUCGUUUAAAAUAACAGAGCUGGAUCUCUUCGGGACUGAAAUGGCAGUGUCCACUCUCAACAUGGCACCGUACUUCACUGGUUAUCCCUUCCAAGGUGGUGCGUUUACCGGGCAGGGGAGGGUGAACCAGCUCGGAGGUGUCUUCAUCAACGGCCGUCCACUUCCGAACCACAUCCGGCUGAAGAUCGUCGAGAUGGCAGCCGCUGGAGUCCGGCCCUGUGUCAUCUCGAGGCAGCUGAGGGUUUCCCACGGCUGCGUCUCUAAAAUCCUCAACAGAUAUCAAGAAACUGGGUCGAUACGGCCGGGAGUAAUUGGAGGUAGCAAACCGAGAGUAGCCACCCCGGACGUAGAAAGGAGGAUAGAACAGUACAAACGUGACAGUCCAGGGAUUUUUUCAUGGGAGAUCCGGGAUCGACUUAUCAAAGAUGGCGUUUGCGACAAAAACACGGCACCUUCGGUUUCUUCAAUUUCCCGUCUUCUUCGUGGUGGUCGGAGGGAUGAGGGUGACCUGAGGAAAAAUCAUUCCAUCGACGGCAUUCUCGGUCCUAGCUCCGGUGAGGAUUCGGACACGGAAAGCGAACCUGGCAUACCGCUGAAAAGGAAACAGCGUAGGAGCCGGACCACGUUUACAGGCGAACAGCUGGAGGAACUUGAAAGGGCUUUCCAACGGACCCAAUACCCCGAUGUCUACACGAGGGAAGAACUUGCCCAGAAGACGAAACUGACCGAAGCGAGGGUCCAGGUCUGGUUCAGCAACAGGCGGGCAAGGCUGAGGAAGCAGCUCAACUCGCAGCAGCUGAACGCGUUCAACACCAUGUCUCUCCAGACGGCCUUCUCCACACCGCACCACCACCCGCAAUAUCACCAUCCGAGCUCUUCGGCGACGACGCACACUUCUGAGCACCCCAACAACUUCCCCACACAAGGGCAAUCGCCGGGAUGGAUGAGCCAGCAAGCGCCUUACUAUUCAGCAGCGACCGGCAGCACCACCACGACCUACCCGGAAGGCUACCAGCCGCAGUGCUCGCAGGCAUGGCCUCCUCGGGUCGCCCACGCUCAACCCAAACCGGAACCAUGGGCGGAUACAUACAGUCUUUUUUCGUCGGCGGCGGCGAGCGGAACAGGCCAGAUGUACACGACGGCCCAUUCACCGAGUGAAGCGAAAAGCGGCUACCCAUAUCUUGGCCAACUCGGCUCUGUCGAAGCCGGCCUCUGCGGCAGGGCCCACUAGCCAGCAAAUGAAAAACCGCCGAUUCUCCAAUACAUUAUAUGACGUCCACACAUAAAAAAAAGAACACAAACUUUUAUGUAUAUUACAUAUUUUUUAUAAGAGAAACGCCCGAGUGAUUUAAAUUUUAAACUUUGUGUGUACUUCAUUUUUUCCAGUAUUCCUUCCUAUUUUUCGUCUUGCUUAAUCUCUAAUUUAUUUGUAAAUUUAUUUGUAAUUAUAGUUUAUAUAAUUUAAAAUGCUAAUCGCAGCCCAGUGUUAUUUAGCUGAACUGUUAAUAAAGUGUGUACAUAAUACAUGUCGAGUCUGAUGCAAACAAAGUGAUUUAUUGCAUGUUUAUAUUUCUAAGUAUAUAACAAAAGAUUAUU